Ochotona curzoniae (black-lipped pika) is the source of this 1951-nucleotide messenger RNA. RefSeq names its product tripartite motif containing 61 (gene TRIM61). The transcript has 5 exons. Lineage: Eukaryota; Metazoa; Chordata; Mammalia; Lagomorpha; Ochotonidae. The record is from RefSeq and is a predicted model, not a curated record. The coding region runs from base 465 to 1325 and encodes 286 amino acids. Gene Ontology annotation, molecular function: zinc ion binding.
CAGCUGCUGCUCUGGAUGGGCAACGGUUGCUUUGCACUUCUGCUUGAAAACAUGAAUUCAGUUGUGAAAGUGCAGGGCUUGUGAAUCGUUGGAGACGAUUUUGAAGAAGCUGUGAUGUCACGAGCACACUGCCUGCUGUGUUCGUGUUCAUUAUUUGGAAAUAAUGGACUGUUUGUGUUUAUCCUUGGAUUAAAGGCUGCUCUCCUUCCUGUCCCUUGUCCUGACUUCGCAGACUUGGAGAGUUUGUCAACAAGGCUUGCCGAGCUUGGCUGUCUAGUCUCUACUCCCUGCACAGGUUCCUGAACUACUCUGACCAACUGCAGGUGGCAGUCGAGGCCUCUGGAGACCUGCUUCUGCCUUGUGGGAUAUCAAGGCUGCCUUAGCAGACAAGACAGUGAGAUCCAGGGCGCCCUUGCUUCUCACCAGAGGUCACCAGCGCAGCCCAUCCCUGCCCUCAAGGCCCGAUGGCGGAGGCGGCCCACCUGCGUGCGCUGCAGGAAGCAGUCAAGUGCCCCGUCUGUCUGGAUGAUCUGAAGAACCCUGUGACCCUCAGGUGUGGACAUAACUUUUGUCAUUCCUGCAUCGAGGGGGCCUGGGGUCAGGGGCAGGAAAGCUUGCGCUGCCCUGUCUGUCGUUACCAGUGCAGAGAGAGGCUGGUCACGAGCAAUGCGCAGCUGUGCAGGAUGGUGGAUAUGGCCAGGAUGCUCCGGGUCAGCAGCAGGGCCGAGAGUCAGGGGGAGUCACCUUUAUGCAAGACGCACGACCUGGCGCUGGCCCUCUUCUGUGAGGAGGACCUGGAGCUGCUGUGUCCCCAGUGCCCUCGGCCCCCUGAGUGCGAAGGCCACCGUGUGAGGCCCGUGGCCGAGGCGGCCUCUGAGCACAAGGCCAGGGUCUACAGCUACUUCAAGCCCCUCAAGAGGCACGUGGCAGAGUUUCAGAAGGUGUUAGCCAUCCAGAACACAAAGUCGUUAGAAGCGAGAGGCAAGGCAAGAAUCAGCGAACUUAACUUACCGCCUGAAGUAAAGUACCUGUGCCAGUUCACACAGGGUAUAUGUCGUGCAGUUUUCUUAAGCGCAGAUGAAGAAUACAGAAAUUACCUCAAACAAAAAUGUGAUGACGACGAGACUGCCUUUAUAGAUCACCUUUGCUCAUUGAAAAGUCUGGCCAUGGAGCUGACCGAGAUGAGGGCGCUGUCAGAAGUGAGACUGCUGACAAGCAUCAAGGGCAUGCUCUGCAGGUGGGAGAAACUGAAGCUGCCGGUCCAGAACCUGCUCCAGACAAGGACAGCAGGACUUUCACCUCCCCCGCCACAUCCAGCUCCGUAGAAAGAAGGCCGUCACUCGGUCCUGAAAAUGUCACCCCAUUCAGCUCGUCUUAGAGGACAAGAAGUGCACGACAUAGAGCACCUUGUGCCUCCCAGUCCCAAGAGGUUCGUGUCUCCCGUGGCCCUGGGUUCUGAGCUCAUCAGUUACAUGGCUUUACCUUCCCCUGUCAGAUGCAUAGCUUAUGGAAAUGAACACAAAUGGAACAUAUACCUGGAAUGGUACAAUCCUCAAUUUGUGAUUUCAGAGUUGUAAUAAAGUGUGUCUACACCUAUGCCUAUGCUGUCAAUCUUGCCGAUCUAUGGAUGAGGAAUCCCUUCCAAUGUGCAUCGGCUGACACCAUCGGCCUUAGUCUCCAAGCGCCCAGAUGUUGGGCUGGGGUAUGUCCACAUGUUCUGUUCUGCAUUCUCAGCUAUGGUACGAAAUAUACUCUACAGGCCCCAGUGAGUGACCUUGCCCUCCAUGGGCACCAUGGUCUACCGCCCAGCCCCCUAGCUUCUACACUGAGGAAGACCAGUUCUAGGCGGGCUCGUGGACCUGAGCCAGUUGACUUGGGCAUUGCCAGAGCCCCACCCCCGGGGCUCACAACACCCACUGCAAAGGUGGGGCCAAGUGCCUGGACCAAGAGA